Messenger RNA from Guillardia theta CCMP2712, 411 nucleotides. RefSeq lists its product as hypothetical. Lineage: Eukaryota; Cryptophyceae; Pyrenomonadales; Geminigeraceae. The annotation marks the transcript as partial. The record is from RefSeq and is a predicted model, not a curated record. The transcript has a single exon.
CUCUGCUGCAUUAUCCGGGACGAGGCAAGGUACCUGGAGGAGUGGAUAGAGUACUCACGCAUGAUCGGGGUGAACCACUUCUUCCUGUACGAUCACGGGAGCAAGGAUGACACGAGGGAGAUACUGGCCCGAUACGUUGAGGAAGGCAUCGUGACAGUGCACAACUGGAGCUUCCCGGGCUACCCCCAACGAGAGGCCCACACGCACUGCACGCAUCGCUACGGCCACCUGACGAGCUGGCUCGGGCUGAUGGACGUGGAUGAAUUCCUUGUUCCGGUACGCAGCGACUCCAUCGACUGGCUGCUCAGCUACUUCGAGCAUGACCUUGUCGUCCUCCGCUUCUCUGCCAUGAUGUUUGGGACCUCUGGGCACGAGGAGAUGCCGCAGGGCCUUGUGGUCGAGAACUACAUC